Molecule: messenger RNA, 1307 nt
Organism: Leptopilina heterotoma
Lineage: Eukaryota; Metazoa; Arthropoda; Insecta; Hymenoptera; Figitidae
Exons: 5
Coding region: 103-1203 (366 amino acids)
Molecular function (GO): hydrolase activity, hydrolyzing N-glycosyl compounds
Source: RefSeq, a predicted model, not a curated record
AAUUGAAAAGAGUAAAAAUAUUUUAUUUUUCUCUAUUUCAGCACUGUGCGAAUUUUAAGUGAUUUAUUGAAAACGGAAUUAUAAAUUCAGAAUAAAGGAAAAAUGAAUUACCGUUUGCUGUUUACUUUUUGCAUUCUUCUAUCAACAUUUUUGAACAUUCAAGCAAGUCCAGUGAAGAAAUUAGAAGGACCAAAAAAAAUAAUUAUUGACACGGAUGGAGGUGGCGAUGAUGUUACAGCAAUUCUUUUGGCAUUAAAUUAUGAAGCAAUGCACAAGGAUAAGAUAAAAAUAAUUGCAAUUACAUGUGUAUAUGGGAAUACUGAGGAAGUAAACGUUGAGCUAAAUAUAUUGAAAACAUUAACUGUUGCAAAAAGGAGUGAUAUUCCAGUUUAUGCUGGCGCGACAAGAGCGCUAAUAAACUUUCGUAAGGGUAUUCCAGUUUUUGGAAACGAUGGACUUGGCGACGUUGUAUUUACAGAGGAAAUCAUAGCUGAAGUUAAUAGAUCUUCAGUAGCAGCUGUAGCAUUAAUGGAUUUAAUUAAAUUAUACCCUGGUGAAGUAACAUUAAUUGCAAUUGGUCCAGUAAUAAAUUUAGCCCUUGCCGCGAGACUUGAUUCAACAUUCAUGGGAAAUCUGGGUGAUUUAAUAAUAAUGGGAUCAUGCAUUGCUGGCAUUGGCAAUGAAAUGCCUAAUGUUGAAUUUAAUUUUGCAAUUGAUCCCGAAAGUAAUUUUAUAGUGAUGAAUUCGACAACUAAACCAUGUACUCUUUUGCCAUGGGAAACUGUUCUUAAUUAUCAAGCCGGAAAGGAAUGGAGAAUGAAUGUUUUUGCCAAAUUGAAUUCGCCUUCGGUGGAAUUUUUAAAUAAAGUAGAAGCUGCAUUUUUGGCAAAAGUAACCAAAUGGACAACUGUGGAUACUGUUGCUGUUGCAUUUGCAAUUUGGCCGGAGAUAAUUAAAAAUUUUACAAUCACAAAUGUCACGCCUGUAUACGAUGGUGCUGGAAAGGGAUCAGUUCUCGUUGAUUAUAGAAAUAAGACCGGAAAGCCGAGCAAUGCAAAAAUAAUUAACUCCUACGAUGUCGAAAUGUUUAAGGAAAAAUUAAUUAUCUAUUUUUCCGAUCAGAAUAAAUCUGGAAUUGAUUUUGUUACAGCUGAAAAUAAACCAAUGUCAAAAGAACGUGGUGGCCACUACAAUAUUAAUUAAUUAUUAAAAAGAUAAUUAAUUCAGAUCUUCUGUACUUGCACAAUGAGAAAAUAAUUGCCAUUUACUUGUCAAUUAUUUUCAAUAAAAUGAAAUGUUAAACCAAA